UCCAGAUGUCAAAAAGAUGGAAACCCUGCAUCACGGAAAGAAGGUUACUACAAGUCGGUUGAAAAUGCACUGGACACCAGAACAUGCUCAGUCCCUAAACCAGUGGCCAGAGCAACACCUUGAUGUCUCUUCUACCACAUCAUCACCAGCACAUAAACCAGAAGUCUAUCCUAGCAGUCGGCAGCGGUACAAUUAUGCUUGGGCAAAUGAUGACAUCUCUGCACUUACUGCCUCCAACCUUUUAAAACGGUAUGCAGAAAAAUAUUCAGGAGUUUUGGAUUCGGCUUACGAGAGACCAGGAGUGACUAACUACACAGAUGGAACUUUUGGACCCCUUAAUGGACAGAAAGGAGAUCUUGAACCUUGGCAGAUGACACACAGUGCUGAAAGCCCUUACUCUUUGAAUGCUAUACAUGAUGGUCUGACAAGCUCCAAGCCAGCUGUUUCAUCAACAAUUCCACCAGGGGGUGGUCCUCCAGGGAUUGGAAGCUCUGCUUUAGUAGCUAGUAACCUUGCAGAACCCUCUUAUGUCAACAGCGCAUGUGGUGGCCAUUCUAGUUCCAUUGGUCUUGGUGUAUCUCAGGACUACAGCUCAGGUUAUAAUGGUACCUACCUGGCAUCAGGUUACUGCAGCCAGCCACCGUCAGCACUUCCUGCAACCCAUGCUCCUCCCCCUCCUCCAUUACAUGGUUCCGGACUUCUACAGCCAGCUCAUCCCCCACAGGCUCUUGUCCCUGGGUACAGCUCAUCUGCUACAGGAUAUAACUAUUCUUCAAAUAGUUAUCCACCUCAGCCUGGUAUUGGACCUAGCUAUGGUGGGGUGCAUCCCCCAGGGUCUUAUCUAUCAUCAGGAAUUGCUGCACCAACCCCUCUCCCUCCAUCUAGACCACCUUUAGUCCCCAGUUACAGUUAUCAGUGUCAUAGUCUGGCACCCGUGGCAGUGCCUUCAUUUGGUGGUGACUCUGCAAACUCCCUGAAAAGAAAAGCUUUUGACAUGGCAGGGGAAGAAGAUGGUGAUAGGUAUAGAAAGUACAAUUAUGAACAGCAAAAGUCGUCUGAAUCCCCAUAUCAAAUGCCUGAUGAAAAUAUUACAAGUGAGUGUAGAGGAAAUGGUUUCACCAGACUUAUUGAAACUCCACAAGUAGCAUUUAAGCCUGGAAAAAGACCAAUAGGUGAGGAACAUGCUGGAAAGUUUGGCAGCCCACCAAUGAAGACGAUGGUAUCGCCUACAUAUAGUGCUGGAGACACUCCUUUAAGAUCCAAUGAUGCAUUUUCUCCUCCAGUAAUAAAUGGUGAAAGGGGAAGCAAUGACCAUGGACCUACUUUUGCACAAAGAUUACAGGUGAUGGGUAUAAAACCAUCAACUUCAUGUAUUCAGUCAGAAGAGCAGUUAAAAAAUAUGGACCCUCAUGUUGUCGAACUUGUAAACAGUGAAAUUAUAGAGUGUGGAUCACCAGUACAGUGGACAGAUAUUAUUGGCCAGGUUGCAAUCAAAGCUGUAAUUGAAGAAGAACUAGUGUGGCCUGUAUUAAGGCCUGGUGCUUAUACUGGUGUCAACAGGCCACCUAGAACCAUAUUGUUGUUUGGUCCUCGUGGUGGUGGCAAAACUUUGCUUAGCAAAUGUAUAGCAACACAACUUGGAGCUACAUUCUUGAGAAUUAGUGGUACAUCACUACUGUCCAAAUGGAAAGGUGAGGCAGAAAAAAUCUUGAGGACAAUAUUUCUUAUAGCUGGAUGUCGACAGCCAUCAGUUAUAUUUAUCAGUGAAAUUGAUUCUCUGCUGUCUGCAUGUGUAACUGAAGAAAGUGGUCUUAGUAUUUUAAAGUCCCAGUUACUUUCCUAUCUGGAUACCAUAGCCAGCUCAUCUGGUGAGAAUGUUAUAAUAAUUGGGGCCACACAAUGUCCCCAAGACCUUGAUGAAAAUGCACACCGAUGUUUUACUAGGUGCUUUUAUAUUGCACCACCAGAUAGCAUUGCAAGAAGACAGCUCUUACAUCAUGCUUUGGCACAACAGAACUACUGUCUUAGCGAAAGAGAGAUGGUUGCCAUUGUGCAGCACACAGAAGGCUAUUCUGGUAGUGAGUUGGCACAACUUUGCCAGCAGGCUGCUGCAGUCCAUCUUCAUGGAAUGGGGGGUCAGCUCCAACCAACAUGUUACAAAGACUUUGAAAAUGCACUGCGCAAAGUUCAACCUGGUGUUUCCCAGAAGGAACUUGACUUGUACAUAGAAUGGAAUAAGGUAUAUGGUUCUAGACAAUGACAAAGUCUAUAUUAGCUUGGGGAAAAUUUGACAAUUUUUAGGGCUAGUCUGACAAUGGUAUGUUAGUGUUUUUAGUGUCUGUGUUAUUUUUUAGCUGAAAAAUCAGAUUAUGAGAAAACUUAAAACUUUUUUGGAAUCUCCAAAAAAAAAAAAAAAAAAAAUCAGUGGAUUGGACUGGAAUUUUUUAAACAUUCUUCUGGUGUUAUAACCAUGAUUUCUGCUGUUGUGUUAAAUACUGAAAAAAUGUCGAUGUGGACUUGGUUGGAUACCAUGACUUUGAAACACUCAGGAUAUCUAUUUAUUUGUAAUCUACAGCCGCAAUAUUUUAUUGUGGCCUUCUCACUCAUUAAUAUCAGAAGAACUUUUAGAAGUGGAGGAGGAGAAAGUUUUAGCCUCCAAAGACUUAUUACUACAAAGGUGAAAAAAAUAGCUCCUCUGCUUCCUUUUAUUCUGAUGUUGUGUCUUAUCUGUGUGAUGAUCACCACCAUAUGCCCACCCCUUCCUCAAAUAACCCACUACCUUUGUAGGCAUGUUGAAGUGGAUAUCUUCACAUAUGAUUGUUCACGUCAGAAAGCAUGUUUCUGAUAUAAUCAGAAAGCAAGAAGACUGGACUUGUCACAGGGAGCUAACAAAGAGAGGCUUUAAGGAAUAAAAGUGUUACCAUGAAUGUAAAUUGUUUAACUUGCUAGGCCUCUAUUUUUCUUUAAGUAUUUAGUUGUUUUAUAAGUACUCAGGAAUAAUUUACCUCAAAAAGAAUGUUAAACUCUGUGAUCCCUAGAAAGCAUCAUAGAGUUCCAUACUCAGUACAGCUGGUAACUGUGUGUUUACCUCAGAAAACUUGAAGUUUAUUACAAAGAUUGAAAGUUGAAUGUAUUUCAGGUGCGUUCCCAAAAGAUUUUAUGCCAUAACUGUUUUUAUUUUUGCUGUAGCUUUUGGUGGAGUGUGAUGUUUUGUCUUCAGAAAGUGUUUGUAGAACAGUUCAUGUACCACUUUUUGGGUCACAUUUUGUGUAGGAGAUGGUGCAGUAUUCUCUCAAUACCUUGCUACUUUGCAUCAGUCUCUGGAUGGAAAAGUAGCCUUUUUAAAAGUGUCUAAAGUCAUCCUCCUCUUAUCCCCCAUUUAAAAACUGAUGGAUUGGGUUGAACUUUCUGUAUUCAUUGUUUGCCAAAAAUGUGGGAAUUUGACUCUAAUGCACUGAAUAAAAGAAUGUAACUUCUUUGAAGACAAUGGUAGGAAAGGAAGUGUUUAGUAACAGAGUUAACUCACCUGCAGCUGAGCACAGGGUAAUUUUGUUUCUUCAAAUGUACAUACCUAGCCACUGUUCAGUAGCCCAACUACUUUUAAUGUUGUCAGUUUUAUCUUAGGAGCCAAUGUGACAUGACUUUUUGUGCUACUGAGAGAUAGACCCUAGUUUGAAAUACAUCUGACCCCACUUGUAUACUGUGUACAAAUCACUUUGCUUCUUUGCGCUUUCUCAGGUGUCUCCUGAAAAAAGGGAUCACUACAUAACAUUGGUGACAACUAGCUGGUCAGCAAAAUUGGCAUUCAGAAUCAACGGAAUUUGUUUCCUGCUGAGUAACGCCAUCCCUGUACUCCUUCCCAAUAUAUGAUCUUUCACCACACCAGAAAAAGUCCUCUUUAAACAUAGAAUCGCCCUGCUUUGUAGCACUUUGUCAUGAGUGUUGAACGUGUCAGCCAUUGUCAUGAGUGUUGAACGUGUCAGCCAUUGUCAUGAGUGUUGAACGUGUCAGCCAUUGUCAUGAGUGUUGAACGUGUCAGCCAUUGUCAUGUGUGUUGAACUUGUCAGCCAUUUCCAUGUUGACCAAAUCUUUGUUCACCCUUUCUCAAUUUUCCCUAAAAAAGGAUACCUGUGACCCCAGUAAUUCUAACUUGUCAGCAAAUCGGCAUGUCAUACAAUAAAAUACAAUAAAUGUAAAUUAUGAAGUCACAUUCUGCAGCAGCAAAAACAUGCAAAUAUUUAACUGUGAAAGUGUGUUUUACUUGCUUACGUUUGUAUCAAAGUAUUUUUGCUGCCAACAUGCCACUAAGUAUGUUGUGCUGCAAUUAUGACAUCAUCCAUGUUUACUCAUAAACAAGUUAAUAUGUCACCUUCCUGUGCAGGCACUGUAGCUUCAUGUUUGUUUGCAGUAGAAAUGUGUGCGUGCUCUUCACUGUUUGGUAGUCUUGCAUACUGACUGCAUUAUGUGGUAAACAAGGGUGUUCAUGUUCAUUUAUAAU
Protopterus annectens (West African lungfish) is the source of this 4498-nucleotide messenger RNA. RefSeq names its product fidgetin like 2 (gene FIGNL2). The transcript has 2 exons. Gene Ontology annotation, molecular function: ATP hydrolysis activity; microtubule severing ATPase activity; ATP binding. Bases 17 to 2260 code for a protein of 747 amino acids. Lineage: Eukaryota; Metazoa; Chordata; Ceratodontiformes; Protopteridae. The record is from RefSeq and is a predicted model, not a curated record.